AUGGAUUCCUAUUCUCAGUCUUCUAGCUUGAUGGACCUCUUAACCAAUCAACAACCAAACACUCAACCUAGUUUAGAUCAGUCUACGUCCAAUGUCUCUGUCUUCGGUCUUUGGUCUGAAGAUGCAGAGUUUGAAGCACACAAUGUUGAGGACCGUAAAGAGAGAAGGAAGUGGACACCAACGGAAGAUCGUGUGCUCAUCUCCGCUUGGUUGAACACCCCCAAAGAUCCUCUUGUUGGGAAUGAGCAAAAAGCUAUUUCCUUUUGGAAACGCGUCGCAACUUAUUAUGGAACAAGUCAAAAGCUUGCUGGGUUGCAAAAGAGAGAACCAACUCACUGCAAAUCAAGGCGGGGGAAGAUCAAUGAGGCCGUCUGCAAGUUUGUAGGUUGCUAUGAUACUGCUACGAAACAGAAGUCAAGUGGUCAGAAUGAAGACGAUGUUAUGAAGAUGGCACACGAGAUUUACUUCAAUGAAUACAAGGUGAAGUUCAUGCUUGAGCAUGCAUGGCUGGAGUUUAGACAUGAUCAGAAAUGGUGUGUCGCAUCUACAACUAAAGAUAAGGUUUCAUCAAAAAGAAGGAAGUUAGAUGAGCAGUCCGCACAGUCAUCAACUUUUGUGCCAGGAGAGGAUGAUGAACGGCCUAUUGGUAUUAAAGCAGCAAAGGCGAAAGGGAAAAAGUCAUUGAGCAAGCCAACUACAUUGGAAGAGGAAGGAAAAGAGAUUCAGAGCAUGUGGGAGAUUAGGAAGAAGGACUUUGUUUUGAAGGAUGCUCUUAAUAAGCAAAAAUUAUUUGACAGCCUAAUUGCCAAGACAGAGCUGUUAAGUGAACUCGAAAAGAGAUUCAGAGCAUUUGUAAACAUUGCCUUUUGCAAGAGCAUGUUGUGUUUUCUUUAUAAACAUUGCCUUUUGUAA
Messenger RNA from Brassica oleracea var. oleracea, 912 nucleotides. RefSeq names its product glutathione S-transferase T3-like. Lineage: Eukaryota; Viridiplantae; Streptophyta; Magnoliopsida; Brassicales; Brassicaceae. The transcript has a single exon. The coding region runs from base 1 to 912 and encodes 303 amino acids. The record is from RefSeq and is a predicted model, not a curated record.